Triticum aestivum (bread wheat) is the source of this 1026-nucleotide messenger RNA. RefSeq lists its product as uncharacterized. NCBI's taxonomy places the organism in Eukaryota, Viridiplantae, Streptophyta, Magnoliopsida, Poales, Poaceae. The transcript has 4 exons. The record is from RefSeq and is a predicted model, not a curated record. The coding region runs from base 296 to 601 and encodes 101 amino acids.
GAAAGAAGGCCUCUGUACGCCUGCAGCCCAAGUCGCACCCCCCACGUUCUCCAUCCCUACACGCAACCUCUUCCUCUCCUCCGCAUCUUCCAGGCUACAGCAGAGGGCAGUCAAGGGGGCGAGCAGGAUGGGUCCAGCCGAUUUCUUCGCCGGAUCUGGAGCCUAAGGGCGACGCCGACGAGCACGCAGCCACGCCAACAUCGUUGCCUCGAGAGAGGAGUGGGUGGGAGGAGAAGGCGGCGGCUCGAGGGCAAGGUGGGUCGGGGGCAAGGGGUCGGAGCUUCUCGCCUGAUUCAUGGCGGCAUAUUUCCUUCAGUUGAAGCACGUGGAUAGAGGAAGCACUACAUUGUGGAAUGGAGGGAGUAUGCAAAACUUAUUGGAAAGCCGCGUGGCUUUCAGCAGUCUGCACCCCACCAAGCGUGUUGAUGCUGCAUGGAAGCAUUGGAAGCGAAAAAAAAUCUACACAUACCUAAAUUACUACUUUCAGGUGGAAUACGCAGAGAACAAUUUGAAGGAGUACAUCCACAGAGACGAUGAUACCCUACCAGUCAAGCUUGGAGAUGGACCACCAUCACGACGAUCGCUUCAUGCUUGGAACUGACAAGAGGGCCACCAUCACGACGAACUAAUCAUAGUUUCGCCACCACCCGAACAUUCAGCAAGGUGACAUCUGCACCUUCCUUUUCAAGCACAAGCAAGGGCGCCGCCUCUCUCUCAUGUGCACUGUCUCUAGACACACCACCGUCAGCCGCAGCUAUCGCCUAUACAUAUGAUCCAUGUAUGGUCUUUAGUUUCUCUCUUAAGACUUAAUAUGCAUGUGCUCUGAUGACCCAAUGAACUAUGUAUUUAGUUUCUCUCUAAGACUUAAUAUGCAUGUGCUCUGAUUAUCCAGUGAACUAUGUCUCUCUUUUGGUGAUCGCCCACCUUUUAGAGGAUGGUAGAGUUCGCCAUGCUCUAUGAUCAGUCAUUCAUCUUGUAAGACUGUCACCUCUCUGUUAAGAUUGACAUGCAUGCUUUAUGAGUUAA